GCCUCCAUGCGGGUAGUGUGCGGCUGUUUGCUCAGGCUAAAGCCUGCCGGGCUCUCGCGGAAAGUGGGAGAGAAGUGUAUCCGGAGCACAGGGCUCCACCCGGGUGUAGGGCGGAGUUCCAUCCGGGGACUGCGGUGGCUGUCAGGGAGCGGCUGAGCCUGAGCAAAGUCCGAGGAGAAGCGAGAGCCCGAACCGGCGGCAGCAACAGCAACACUGCUCCGUUCCCCCCUGCCGCCGCGUCCCCCCGGUCCGGCUCUAGCUCGUAGCAGGCUUCCUAAAAUUAUAAGCAAUGGAGGAAGAAGUAAGCCAAAUGCAACCUCUGAAUGAGAAGCAGGUGCAAAACUCAGAAGGUGGCUAUGUAUGGCAGGUCACUGAUAUGAACAGACUGCACCGUUUUUUGUGUUUUGGUUCAGAAGGUGGCACUUACUAUAUCGGGGAGAAGAAACUGGGCUUUGAAAAUACAGAAGCUCUAAUAAGAUUGAUUGAAGAUGGCAAAGGCUGUGAUGUGGUACAGGAAAUAAAGACGUUCAGCAUAGAAGGCAGGACAGCAAAACAGGAACCAUUGCUUUUUGCUCUAGCAGUUUGUUCGCAGUGCUCUGAUGCAAAAACUAAACAAGCGGCGUUUAAGGCUAUUUCUGAAGUGUGCCGCAUACCAACCCAUCUCUUUACUCUUAUCCAGUUUAAAAAGGAUCUGAAGGAGGGGAUGAAAUGUGGCAUGUGGGGUCGUGCCCUGAGAAAAGCUGUUGCAGACUGGUAUAAUGGGAAGAAUGGCAUGGCUCUUGCUCUAGCAGUUACAAAAUAUAAACAAAGGAAUGGCUGGUCUCAUAAAGACCUUCUGAGGUUGUCCCAUCUAAAACCUGCUAAUGAAGGAAUUGCUAUACUCACUAAAUAUAUCACCAAGGGAUGGAAGGAAGUUCAAGACACAUAUAAAGAGAAGGCACUUUCUGUUGAGACUGAAAAACUCUUAAAAUAUCUGGAAGCAGUGGAAAAAGUAAAACGCACAAAAGAUGAAUUGGAGGUUAUUCAUUUGAUUGAAGAGUAUAGUUUAGUUAGGGAGCAUCUCCCAACAAACCAUUUGAAAUCUAAAGAGGUAUGGAAAGCGUUGCUACAGGAAAUGCCCCUUACUGCAAUGUUGAGGAAUUUGGGAAAGAUGACAGCAAUUUCAGUACUAGAACCAGGAAGCCCAGAAGUGUCACUAGUAUGUGAAAGACUGAAAAAUGAGAAAAUGCUAAAAAAGGCUCGAAUACAUCCAUUCCACAUUUUGGUUGCAUUAGAGACCUAUAAAGGAGAACGUGGAAUCCGGGGCAAGCUUCAGUGGCGUCCUGAUGGGGAUAUUUUAGAGGCUCUUGAUGCUUCAUUUUACAAAACAUUCAAGGUGGUAGAACCAACAGGAAAGCGCUUCAUACUUGCAGUUGAUGUCAGUGGUUCCAUGUCACAGAAAGUUCUUGGUAGUGUGUUAGAUGCUAGUACAGUUGCUGCAGCAAUGUGUAUGGUUGUUGCACGUACUGAGAGAGAUUCCCAUAUUGUUGCCUUUUCACAUGAAAUUGUCCCCUGUCCAGUGACAGUAGACAUGACAUUACCUCAAGUAUUAGAGGAAAUGUCUACAAUUGAGAUGGGUGCCACUGAUUGUGCUCUCCCAAUGAUAUGGGCUGAAAAGACUAACACAGCUGCUGAUGUUUUCAUUGUUUUUACUGAUAAUGAGACAUACUUUGGAGAGAUUCACCCUGCAGUUGCUUUGAGGAAAUACAGAGAGAAGAUGAGCAUUCCAGCAAAACUGAUCGUUUGUGGAAUGACAUCAAAUGGUUUUACCAUCGCAGAUCCAGAUGAUACAGGCAUGUUGGACGUGUGUGGUUUUGAUGCAGGAGCUCUUGAAGUUAUUCGAAACUUCACCUUAGAUUUGAUAUAAUUCCUGGAUACUUACUAUUACCAGUGGGUCCAUUGCUGGCAAUAGACUUCACCCUGGGAACUACCAGCCAAGUGUACUGUACUAGAAGAUGGUACAUGAUUCAUGUAUAAGAAUGAUGUUGCCUUCUGAAACAGAAAUCAAAAAAAGCAUACAAGAAUUUUCUUUUUUUCUGUUGCAUAUAGGUUAAAAAUAACUACGUAAAGCCUGCUAAGACUAGCUACUGGGGUACAUGGUAUAUGAUUUAAUUACUUUAUAGUUUACCAGUACUAAGAUAUUUUUCUGUCCUUGUAGACUAUUUUUGUUUGUAAGAAUAAAUUGGUGAGACACUACUGGUAUUGGUGGGUUCAAGGAGGAAGGAAAAGUAGUUUGUUUUGAUGGCUCUUGUAAAGGCGUGUGUCUUAAUGAGGGUUUUUUCAUGUUUGUAUUUGAAAAGAUUAAGAUGCAACAUCUCUCUUCAAUUCUGCAAAAGAAAUAUUUUCAGAGCACAUUUGACCAUGUUACUGUGAUUGAGUACAAAAAUACUUGUCAAAUUUUAUAUGGACAAAGUAAAAGUGACAGUUUUGAUUUAUCUUUUCUAAAUAGAUUGUGAUUUUGAUCUUCUAGAAUUAAAUCUGUAACUUUCUGGUAAAUUGAAAGGCAGUGCUAUGGACUGCAAAGUUAGUUGACACUCUUGUAAAACUGGUAUGCUUUGCAGGAAAUAGUACAAACCCUUUGUAGUAGAGAAAAGGUCCCUGAAGUUGUUUAGGUUGCUCAUCCAAUGUGAAUGUGCUGAAGUUUCGGCAGUUUUUCAGUGACGAAGAUGGACAGAGACCCUGGAAUUGGUAUUACCCUAAAGUGUGAUCACAACAAUCGAAAAGAACUUCAUUGCAUGUUUUUCUUCCUCAUCCCCUCCCCACCAUGUGUUGAUGCUACAGAAAUAAUCAUCUUGAAUAGUGCUUUGCAUUAUUUAAAAGUGACCAUUUUUCUCUGAUAUUUACUGAUUAGAUCGACUCAAUCUAGCUUUUUAAUACGGUUUCAGUUCUUAUAGUGACCUAUUCUGAGACUUCUGCAUUAUAUAGCUGCCUUGUUCACAAUUCCAGUCUUACUUGUUUAGAAAUUUGAUUGCCAAUUGGAUUUUUAAACUUCCUUGUGAUAAGAAAUAUGUAAGGGAGAAAAUAACUAAGAAUGUCCCAAGUCUGUCUUAGAGGAGAAAUUAAUAAUGUGUGCAUAAAUGUAAUAAAAUGGUCUUUUUGAUGUCACAUGCUAAGAUACAUAGGGGUUUUAGUCAUACUUUUAUAUUUUUCCCCAAAUUGUGUGAUCAUGUUUUCUACUAAGGGUGAUUGUUUUAAAAGGUGAAUUUGUAUUUAAUCUGAAAAUGAUUGCAGGUUAUAAAAAUAAUUUAAUUAUAAUAAAUACUACAUCAAACUUUGUUGCUGUGCUACAAAACAUGCUCUUAAAUGUAAAACACGUUGCAAUUUAAAUAGUAAAUUAAAUUCAUGUUGCUUAACUCGUUUUCAUAAGUUUAAAGUAUAAAGAAAUCUGGGUUAAAAAUAGUGUUUUGCAGGGUGAACUAUCUUCCAUCUUAAGACAUUAUUUAACAUUUAUACCUACGUGCUCCAUGCGUAGUGCCUCAGUUUGUGAGAUUUCACUGAAGACAUCAUACCACCUAUUAACUUGCUCGGCAUGGGAUAAAUUGGGGGGGUGAGGAAACCCACUGGCACUAAUUUGUACAGGCCCGUUGCCCAAGCUAUUAUUAAAAUAAUGAUAUUUUGAAAAAUUGUCAGUAGAAACAGUAGCUUUCCGUCAAAGUGAAUGAGGUUUUGUAGAUUAUCAAUAAGUAAUGCCAUAAGCCUGAAAUACAAUUUAUAGAAUGCAGGACCACUGCUCAUUAGAUUACAUAUAACACCCCCCCAAAACAAACAAACAAAACAACUAACAAAAGAAACCCCCGCCGUUACCUACAUAGGUCAACAGUUGAAGUAACACUUCAGUCCAGUUCUUUUGCAAACAGUUCCCUAUUCUUUCUGUUCUCUCUUCCAAUUUGUGUCUCUGCCCUUCCUUUCUCCCACGAUAUUGUUUGGUUCUCUUUCUUCUUGGCUCCCAUUGCUGGUGUGAUCUCUAAUCUUUCUUCCCAUACAACUUCUUUGCACCAUCCAUCUCUUGCUUCUGUUCUCAUUCUAAUUAACAAAUUCUUAACCAGGCUGUUUUGCUGGGUAAUAAUUGGAACCAGACCACUCCUGUUAAGGCAAUGUUUUGUAUUAAAUAUUUGUAAAUAUUUCCCCCGUCUUUCUAUAGGAAAGUAAGUUCGCUCCGUGACCGCUGGACCAAUGAUAUAACAUGUUUAAAACAGAUAGUUGCACGUAAGCUUAAACAAGUAGAGAAACAAAUUAUGCUGCUUAGGUUUUCCAAAGAAGGAAAAAAAACAACAAACGUUUCUCAAAGUUAAAUUUAACAUUUACCUGCAUGCAGACUUACCAGGCUUUUGUUAGAAAGGUUUUUUUGAAAUUGGGUUGUGCAAAAAUGUCUAUUUAGUAGACACGUUGAGUUUGUAUAGUGUUUUAUAGUCUUUUUAUUGUUUGGUAUAAAGGGUUUUGAGUUGUUAUUUGCAUAAUUAAAUGAAUCAUCUGUCUAGGUAGUCAACUUUUGGUUUCUGGUUAAUGGAAUUAUUUUAGACAUAAAACAGGAAUAAUUUGAGCAAAGAUGAUGGUUUUUAAAUCUGUCAAAUGUUCUUUAAUUGAUGUAAAGCUUUAGUAUUUAUGCAGGAUUAUGCAAACUAUUUUCAAGGAAUUUAUAUAGAAAGAUGUGCAAAAAAAUACAUUGUUUAAAUUGAUUAAUUGUUGUAGCAGGUACAUGUUUUCACUGCAUAAUCUACAACAUUACUGACAAGAGAGAUUUGGAAACGGUAAGUCAGUAAAAUGGCAAAAUAUUAAUGAGUCCUAAAGCUAAGGUGAGGAUUAGCAAACUUCAGCAGAUCUUGGUCUUUUAAAUAUAUGUAUAUAGAAGAGUUUAUAUGGCUGAAAUUUAUAAAUUAUUUCUCCUGUGGAUAUUUCUGGAUCCUGAAGUUGUUUAAAUGUAUAUCUAUAUAUGAGCAUAAGUGCAAACUCCUAAAAAGUAAGACUAUUUUAAAAUGCUUCAUUAACAUAUAAUGAACGGAUAUAGCUACUUUUGUAAUAAAUGUUACCAACUUCCUAAUCAUAAAUGAGCAUAACUGGUAACAAUUAAAAAUCUUAGUUUAUUACAUUCUUAUUUUAAAAACAUGGUUCUGCUUUGAAAAACAAGUCUAUAUAAGAAAUAUCACUUUCUUAAACAGCAAGUUUGUCUGAACUCAGUAUUCUAUCUUCUUACUUUAAUAAAAGCCUGUUUCCAGCUUCUUACUCAUUCUAGUAAUGAACAUUUUAGAAUUUGAGCUGGGGGAGACAAAGACUUCAGUUGAACAUCAAGAAUAUUUGAGUCUGUUGCUCUGAAAUUCAUAUUAAUAAUAUAUGAGUUUAACAUUUAGAUCACAAAUUGACAUUAAAUUUCUAAGAGAACAAAUGCUUAUGUCAGUUCAAACUGAAUGAUUCUGAUUUGAAAGCACUAAUAAAGAAAUACAUAACCCUAUAGCACUGCUUAUAGAAUCACUUCUUUUAGAAAAGAACCACACUUUAUAUGCCAUAUCAUGUUUAGAUUGUAUAAGCAUAACCAGGCUCUAUGCCAUCCAAAAAUAUGGGUGCUUUUUGCUGCUGCUACUUUCUAUAGAAUAAAACAAAAUUAUAUGAGAAAAGAUCUUUGAAAGAAAAAGCCUUAUUCUGGUAAUAAUGGCAUAAUUAACCCUUCAAAUGCCUUAACACACAUCUUUCCUUGGUAUAUGGGCGCUUACUGGUAUCUCUAGUGUGUUUCUGAACUAUUAAUGGUAUUUUGCCUUAAGCAACAAUGCCCUGCUAACCUUGGAGUAUAGAACUGAAGGAGUUUUGGGGGAGGUGUGCAGUUUUUAUUUUUUAUCUUUUUAUAGGGAACAAACUGAAAGGCGGGGUCUUUAAAAACUCCUUUUCAAACUAGUUUUUCUUUCACAUUCUACAAAGAUAUACAAGCUUUCAUCGUCUUAUGGGGAAAAAUAAAGAAAUUUAAACAAAAAAAGAAUAAAAAUCAAGCAUUUGUGCAAAAUAGAUUUAUUUAGUACUGAAGUCAGUGUGACAGGUAUACAUCUGUGUGUGCUGAACUGGAUGAAUGUGUCUAAGCAACACUGAAGGUAGUGAAGAACUUAGCAAAAUGUAGUAAACUUUGCAAUAAUUUUUAAAUAUAAGUGAGGUCAAUAUGUUAAAUCUUUACAUGUGUUUAAAUAUGCACUGUUCCUUCAAGAAACUGAGGGAUUCAUAGAGAGUCGGGGGUGGAGGGGAGGGAGGAUGGUUUAUCAAACAGAAAAAUUACUGCAAGCUAAGUAACUCAGGCUGAUUUCUAUCUUUUUUCAUUUUCAAAUUGAAAUUGUGAGCAUAAAUGUGCAGGUAUUAAAAUACAAAAGAGUUAUUUGAUAAUCCUAUUGUUUUAUGAUCUGAAGAGAAAUUUGUUAGGUUGGAAUUGUUUCCCCUGGACUUGUGGCAUCUAGAACAGUUGGGCCACUGCCUUGACUAAGAUCAUUGGGCACUUCUUUACUACAAAUAAUAAGUAAACCAUCAGGGAUAGGCUUUUUAUUCUAAAUAGUGCACCUUUAACCACUUAUUGAUCCCUUGUGGGGAAGAAAGGGAUAUACCUUCCUGUUUGCAUGUGAACUUCCCUGAAAUACUGCAGGGUCUCGGCGUUACCAAAACCCUGACCAUAGAUGUACGUUAUAUUGAAAUUAUUGGUUUUUAAACAUUUCCCUGCAAGGGAAAGUAUGAGUGAAUUGCAUUAUGACUGUAGACCUUGAAUGAAUAUUAAAUAAACUCUAUGCAUAUCACA
Molecule: messenger RNA, 6799 nt
Organism: Alligator mississippiensis (American alligator)
Lineage: Eukaryota; Metazoa; Chordata; Crocodylia; Alligatoridae
Gene: RO60
Product: Ro60, Y RNA binding protein
Exons: 9
Coding region: 290-1906 (538 amino acids)
Cellular component (GO): ribonucleoprotein complex
Molecular function (GO): RNA binding
Source: RefSeq, a predicted model, not a curated record